Messenger RNA from Hemicordylus capensis (graceful crag lizard), 3259 nucleotides. RefSeq names its product BTB/POZ domain-containing protein KCTD12-like. The record is from RefSeq and is a predicted model, not a curated record. Bases 532 to 1416 code for a protein of 294 amino acids. Lineage: Eukaryota; Metazoa; Chordata; Lepidosauria; Squamata; Cordylidae. The transcript is spliced from 2 exons. Gene Ontology annotation, molecular function: protein binding. Gene Ontology annotation, biological process: regulation of G protein-coupled receptor signaling pathway; protein homooligomerization.
GGAGGAGGAGGAGGCGGAGGCGGAGGCGGAGGCGGGCAGCGCGAUUGCGAUUGCGGCGCCGUUGUCGUCCAGGGCGAGCUUCGGGGCGCCGGCCGGAGCCGGACCCUUAAUCCGCCUGCUGCCGGAGGAGCCUCGCGCCAAGGAGCUGCCGCCGGAGACGGACCCGCGGACAGGCUGCCUUUGUUUGGCUGGAGGCGCUUUUCCGAGGGGCGGCAGCAGCAGCAGCAGCAGCCCCAGAAGCGCCCUGCUCGCCCCGCACUGCUGCUGCUGCUGCUUCUCCUCCCGCUGCCCGCCUGGAUGCUCCUGGCUCCGAGGGCCACGCGAGGUUGCGGCGCGGAGGCGGCCGGGCGCUGGCGGCCCAGGAAGGAGGAGACCACGGGCUGGGCAGCUGCGGCGGCCGCCGAGGCAUGAGAGGCGCCUGCUAGGCGAGCGCUUCCCGGGCAUCGUCGUGCUGCAGCCCGGCCGGGCGCCGCUGUUUUCCUCGCCCGCUUUGGAGCAGCAGCCGGCAAGGGGUGCAGGAGAAGGGGGCUCAUGAUGGCCCUGGCAGACCAUGCGAGCUGUGCCAAACCCGGCGAGGACGUGGUUUUCCCCGAGAUUGUGGAGCUCAACGUGGGUGGGCAGGUCUACAUCACCCGCCACAACACUCUGGUCAGCGUCCCUGGCUCCUUGCUCUGGGAGAUGUUCACUCAAAAGAGCACCCACUCCUUGGCUCGGGACAGCAAGGGCAGGUUCUUUGUGGACCGCGAUGGCUUCCUCUUCCGCUACAUCUUGGACUUCAUGAGGGACCAGCAGCUGGUGCUUCCCGAGCACUUCCCGGAGCGGGGCCGCUUGCAGCGAGAAGCCGAGUACUUCAAGCUGCCUGAGCUGGUCAAGAGCCUGGCCCCCAAGAUCAGCAAGCAGAACUCCAUCGGGGAGGAGCCCUGCCAGAGCGACCCAGAGGAGCUCUCUCCUAGCAUGGACACGGCCCGCAACCUGGCUGCUGCCAGCGCCGCCCUCGCGGGCACCCCAGGAGGCUCCCUCCCAGCCAGCGCGGGGGGCGGCGCUGGGCCCGAGCUCCGCAGGUCCGGCUUCAUCACCAUCGGCUACCGCGGCUCCUACACUCUGGGCAGAGACAGCCAGACGGACGCUAAGUUCCGCAGGGUGGCGAGGAUCAUGGUGUGCGGCAAGACCUCCCUGGCCAAGGAAGUCUUUGGGGAGACGCUGAACGAGAGCAGGGACCCCGACCGGCCGCCGGAGCGCUACACCUCCAGGUACUACCUCAAGUUCACCUUCCUGGAGCAGGCCUUUGACAAACUGGCCGAUUCCGGCUUCCACAUGGUGGCCUGCAACUCCACGGGGACCUGCGCGUUUGCCCACGAGCAGACGGACGACAAGAUCUGGACCUCUUACACCGAAUAUGUUUUCUACCGUGAGUGACGCUUAAACCAAAACCAAACCACACCCAAAGCCGACGGCCCCUUGACCCUCGAUCCUCCUUGUGCUGUUGGUCCUUUAGAACAUAGAAACUGCCCAGUCCUGGCACCUUCCCUCCCUUUCCAAAUGGACCCCCCUCUGGCUCCUCCCUGCGCCGACACCUGAGUAAGGUGGCCCUUCUGUCCAGCAGUAGCCAACCGUAGCGUGCAACUUUCCCUGGACCGUGGACAUGGAUGCUGCUGUGUGUGGGGACGAUGCUGAACUUGUGUCUGGGGGCAGGGCAGGGUGGUGGGUGGGGUGGGGGGUGCAAUUUGCCAGUAUUAACCUGCAAUGCAACAUUACGUGGAGAACGAGGGGGUCGGGUAGCUUACCAUGCGAAGGGCUCCAUGCCUCUUGCUCUGCCUCUGCGGCAGGAAGAUGCUUAGAUGUGCCGUGCGCUAAGGGCGUUUGGUGGAAGGGUUGCCGUGUGGCGGAGGGGGGCUGAGAAGGGCAAAGGACCCCCCCUCCCUGCCACAGACAUGGUAGCCAUAGCCUAUGUAAGCAGCUCUGUGUUUAGACUGCCAGUGAGGCAGCCUCAAGGUGAGUAGGCAAGCAACCAUCUCAUCCCACCACUUCUAUGCACCAUUGGACCCAGCCCAUUUCCAUCCAGUGGCUCUGGAUGUAGAGCGGAGAUCUGGGUGCCCAGUUCUCCACCAGACAGCUAAAAUAUGGGGGGGGGAGGGAUGAUUUGGAGGAGAGAACUGAUGAGAGAGGGAGGGGUGCUCAAACCCACACCUCUGGCCACUUUUCUAGAAGCUGAGAAACGCAUGUCCGGUAAGCCCAGCUAAAGAAAGCAGCUAGGGAUGAAGUGGUGCAGGGAAGAAGUGUGAUUUGGUGGUGGUGGUGGUGGUGGUGGUGGGGUGUUCCUAAGCAGCCCCCAUCCCACUGCUUCUUCCCUCCCAAAUACACUCUUAGAUGAUCAGUGCAGAUCAGACCUGCUGAUUGGGCUGCAGUGUGCGUGUGGCCAUUCAGUUCUGCAUCCUCCUCCCUGCAGUGGCCAAGAGGAUACUCUGGGGAGCCCACAACCAGGUCUGGAAACCGGUGGUCUCUCUCACAGUUGCUCCGUCCCGGCUGGGUUGCAGGGGCAUAGUGCCUCUGGAUCCGGCAGCUCUCUAUAGCCAUCAUGGAUUAUAGCCAAUAAGAGGUCUGGAUUCCCAGGCCUAGGGUCUCCCAUCAAAGGUCUAGUUCAGCUCGGACCCUGGGCAGCAUCCGGACAAAGCUGGUUAUGAUGAAGGGUGGGAAUGAGGUUAGUCAUGAGAAACCUUUCUCAUUCACUUCAAUGGAGUUUAGUUAAGACUAAUCUCUGGAUGUGGCCCUCCAUCUUCAUGUUCAGGUUGAUGGAAAGAGGGGUCUGUGGGUGUGCUUUGAUGUGCACUCACAGCUCACUCCCACCUUGCCCCCCCCCAAACUCUGUACAUGCCCCUGGGGUGGGGUGGGGUGGGGUGGGAACAGAGACUUAUCUUGCACAGAAGCUACAAUGCUAGAUCCUUAGGAACCAUUCAUACCCAAUCUGUCAUUUGUCUUUCCUUCACUUAGAGUAGGAAGAAAGGGCCAAAACGUGAUAACGGAAUAUCUUGGCUGAUUGCUACAGCUUCUGGUGUGCCCAGAACGAUGGCUUUUUAUUUAUAGGUUCAAAAGCAACAAAAAAAAUGGCAAAAGAAGCCAAUUUUCUGACUUCCGCGGUAACUUUUUUGAAGAGCCUCUUUCCAAGUGUAGCACUGUGUAUAUUUCUGGGCCUCAAGCGCUGGCCGGCUCUUGCUUUCGCAGGCUUGGCUGGGAACUCUGUGUAAUAAAGGAAAAAAGGAUA